UGUUCAUCAUGUAUGCUAAGGGAAAGGGUACGUCCGUUCCGUCGGACGCUCAGGCCCGGGAAAAGUUGGCUCUGUAUGUUUAUGAAUACUUACUACACAUCGGCGCUCAAAAAGCAGCUCAAACAUUCCUAACAGAGAUCAGAUGGGAGAAAAACAUAACACUUGGGGAGCCUCCAGGUUUUCUACAUUCAUGGUGGUGCGUGUUUUGGGACUUGUAUUGUGCGGCACCAGAGCGAAGGGACACAUCAGAACACAGUAGCGAAGCUAAAGCAUUUCACGACUAUGGUUUCGUCAAUUCCGGUUAUGGAGUCAACGGCAUGGCACACAACGCAGGGCCAGCGCCGUCGCCACUUGGACAGAUGGCCCCAAACGAUGGCAUGGGGCCAGGUGGGCCCAUGCCUCCAGGUUUCUUCCCUACCCCUGGUAUGCGUCCCUCCCCUGGUCCCCCCCUUCCCUCCCAGGCAUCUCCCCAUCAUCCUUCUGGGGCUCACAGUCCCCUUGUCAACUCCCAGCCAUUCAUGACACCACGGUACCCUGGUGCCCCACGGCCGGGUGUUAGGAUGCCUCAGAUGCCCAAUGACUUCAAUGGACCGCCAGGGGACGGUGACUUUGUUGGGUGGCAAGGUAUGAACCCACGAAUGGGAGGGCCCAGGGGGCCAGGAAUGGGCCCAGGCCCUGGUAUGGGACCCAUGGGUCCUGGUCCAUACGGCCCUGGCAUGAGAGGGCCUCCACCCAGCAGUAUGGGGCCAGGUGGCCCCGCAGGUCCAGGUAUUCCCCCCAUGAGCAUGAGUGGCGGUGGCCCCAGACAAGCAUGGACACCCAACACAUCCACGCCUAUGAGUUAUUCGUCGUCUUCACCGGGCACUUACGGCAAUAUGAUGGUUUCAUCUUUCCCUGCCCAGGGCCCCCCGGGCUCCGGUCCCCCCGGCCCCGGCACCCCCAUAAUGCCCAGCCCACACGACACUGGCAGCGGUGGAGCGGACGGCAUGUUCUCUUUGAUGAAACCUGGAGGCCCGAUGCCUGGGGAGUUCCCGAUGUCUGGCGGCGGUGGUAGUGAUGGCAGCGGCGGCAUGGGUGGCGGCCCUGGGCUUGGCGGGCCCGGAAGCGGAGGCAUGGGCCCUGUCCUCAACGGUGACGGUCUUGACGGCAUGAAAAGUUCCCCAGCAAACGGCCCUGGCACCCCUAGGGAUGACGGGGGAGGAGGGGGCAUGGGCGAUUACAGCCUAUCAGGAUUUGCGGGAGCACCGCAGGACAGCGAUCAGAACGAAUCAGCAGCCAUCUUAAAGAUCAAGGAGACGAUGCAGGAGGAGGCCAAGCGCUUCGAGAAGGAUGUACCUCCAGACCAUCCAGACUACUUCAUGCAGUGACCUCGCUGCUAGACCCUGACCUCACUGCUAGACCCUGCACCUCUUGUGACCUCGCUGCUAGACGCUAGACCCUACAACUCCUGCCGUGAUCUCGCUGCUAGACCUCACCUCCUGCCGUGACCUCGCUGCUAGACCCUGCACCUCUUACCCUGACCUCACUGCUAGACCCCACCGCCUGCCGUGACCUCGCUGCUAGACCCCACCACCUGCCGUGACCUCGCAUCUGCUAGACCCCACCUCCUGCCGUGCUCGCUGCUAGACCUCACCUCCUGCCGUGACCUCGCUGCUAGACCCUGCACCUCCUGCCGUGACCUCGCUGCUAGACCCCACCGCCUGCCGUGACCUCGCUGCUAGACCCCACCGCCUGCCGUGACCUCGCUGCUAGACCCCACCGCCUGCCGUGACCUGGCUUUAAGUCGUCCCCACCUUUAAUUUCUGCUGCCGCCUUUAGACCACAUUUAAUGCUUCAUUCCUCAUUCUAGUUCUUUUUUAAUUUCAGACCGCUGGUUGGGAAUGUUCGCUAGUGGAAGAUUAAUUUCAUUUGGUUAUAUUACCAUUGUUGCUGCCAUCAUGUGUCAUGAUUAGUCCUUCUCUGUUACGUUAUCUACUUUUCACUUCUCAUAUAUCAUGAGCUUUUUUUAAUUUUUGUGUACCGUCUUCAGUUUACUCUUGCAUGUUGCGUACCUUGUUCUCCAUGAGCGUCAGGCUUGCGAUUCCUCCCUUAAAGCUACCCUCCACGAGCGUCCCUUUCUUGCUAUUUCUUUGUCUCCAUUGCUGUUCUACCCACGAAGUUCUCUUCAGGAUAUGUUGAGGCGUAAAUCUUCUCGUCAUUCCACGUUUACUCCGAGUUUCAGCUCUAUUUUUCUUGACGUGUUUAUAAUUUGGUGUGGCUGUAUAUUCUCAAUUGAUCUGCCUAACUGAGAGAACUUGUCUGAGUUCACGCGCGGUCCUCUUAUUUAUUUUGAGCUGUACAGACAUGAAGGCAGAGUGCAGUGCAAAGAACCAUCACGUAUAUCUAAGACUACUAAACGAGUGUCUCUUAUGUCGACACUUGAGGCAGCCUUUUUAUAUUGGCUCAUGUUUACCAGCGUCCAAGUCUCUGCUGACUUGAUACAAGAGUAUUUAAAUGUAGUGAAUUGUUUGUAUGUCGGUGCGUGAAUGAUGAAUGGCAGGUUAAUUUUCAUACCUUCAAUGUCGUUGUAAUGCUGGUCUAAAUAAGCUGCUAGUUAUGUGCUGCGCUAAUGUCACAUCUCUAGAGUGAUCGUGACACAAACAGCGGCGCAUUUUUCAUAAAGUAAAUAUUUAGUAAUAUUUUAAGGUAAUCUCUCGUUAGAUUCAAGCCAUGUGAUCAUUGCUUAGUCUGAGCUCUCCAACAAACUUUCUCGGUGAUGCACUAAAUCACUUAUUUUUAUUGUUUAAUAGUAAAUUUUUCAUUCGCGAUUGUUUUUACUAUUAUUAUUUGAAAUGAAUAAUUUCAAUUAGUGUAAAUAGGAUAUUACCAUAAAAGUAUUGCUUGGAAAGUAUCAAGUAUAUCCAUGUGAUUGACAUUGAUUUCUUCGACACCAAAUAUUUUCUAGACCCCUGCCUCUUAACGCUAACAAAGACUGUACAUUUUAGUGCAAAUUAUUUCACCUAAGUUAUUUUCGCCCGCAUUCAUUAUAUAAGCCAUGAAUUAUUCUGCGACUUGUCCACUACAGUGUUGAACAUAUGAGGUGGUUUGAAGGCAUUGUGUUUCUGUACUCAUGAUUUCAGUGUUCCAGUAUAUAUUUGCCAUGGGCAUUGCAAGAUACUUAAUAUCGGCGCAUGAUUUGCCGUGCUUCUUAAAUAUUAAUGAUUGAAGAAAGCGAUUCAUGGAGUACGUAGCUGCGUGCGCCACUUCGGGCAGAAUUGACGCAUCAUCCGUGCUGGUCCAAUUUAAUUUAGAGUCAACGAUAUAUUCUUGGAUUUUGGUCUGAACAACCAAGUCUAUAUCUUGGACAUAAUUUUAACAAUAAAUUAAUCUUGCGGAAGUUGUAACAAUCGCAGGUAUUUUUUUUUCCAUUACAAUUUUUUGUAAACGUGUUUUAACAGCACGAUUCUUGCUGCAUAAUAUCUAAUGGGUUGAUGUAUAUCUAAGUGAAGAUAUGCUGCGAUGGUAGGGGUAGUUUUAAACACACCAUCAACACUGUGGCGCCAAUGUAUGCCAGGUGGCUGUGGGCUAAGGCGGCUAGCGGUCUUCAAGUAUUGUACCAACUACACGUGAUCGCUAACUUGACAUGGACGCUUACUGACGCUAUAAGUCUGGUCUGAUCUGACAGACAACAUGGAUUAGGUCAAAGACCAGCCCUUCAGCUCGGGUAAAGAUUCCCUCCUCCACGCAGAGUGCCCGAUGUUCUCGCUCGGGUCUCUGAGUCGCUGUAUACGACAGUUGUCUUGCUCCAUGGGCUUAUAGGUUUACUUUUGAUUCACACCAAAGAAGAAUCAACUUAAAAUUACGCAUUACGGUGAAAUAGUGCAGGUUCAGAGGAAGUUUCAUUUGAAGUCGAAGUUUGAAUUACCAAGCAGAUCGAGUAUUUUUGCAGUUCUUUGGUUAGCUAUUUUGUCAUAUAUAUUCUUAAAAACUAUUGCACUGCGGCGCCUUCAUAUUUGCUGGACUUUUUUGAUAGACGAACGUGAAGCAGAAAUAAGUCUCAUUAUUUUGAGAAGUUAUUUGUUAAAUGGAAGACUCGAAUAUGUACAAAUUCAAGUUUACUGGGCAGUUUUGCAUGCAAAUCAACACUUAGUUUCAUUGCAAGUUUUUCGAUGUGAUGUUAAUUGUGUUUGCAGUGUCAGAUUUCCAUUCAUUUCUGAAUUUGUAUGAAUGUUGUUUUAUUAGCAUCAGUGCAGGUAAACUUGGUCAUGCAUGUUGUAUGAAUUAAUUUCACUUCUUUUAUAACUCAUUGGUUUCUGUAGGCAUUCUUCUGCCUUGCAUAAUCGACAGAGAACUGUGAGAAUCUAUCUGUAAAAUAAGCCACUUAUCCGUAGGUCAUCUUAAUGUAUUUAUUUAUUACAUAUACAAAGAUGGCUUUCCCAGAGGGUCCUUACUGUUGCGUAGAGUAGAUAUUGAAGAUACCGAAAUAAACUCAGCUACCUCGUUCCUAUCUUCGCGGCAAUGUUAUUUCAGUGAAGAAAGAAGCUGCCGCUGUCUAUUUCAUGCAUUGGAAAAUGUUAUCGAUUGUUUCCCUAACCUCGUGCUUUUAGUUGUGAUAUUUCCUAAACAUGUCCCUGAUUGAAUCCAUCAAAAAUUAUUAAUUCAAAAACUUUGUCCCUGGUAAAUCUUAAUGACCUGCGAAAUUUAGUGAUUUUCUUGCCACAGUCAGGCUUAUUUUCCUUUAUUUUUGUGCGAGUUUAAAAAAGUGUGUAGGAGUGCGCUCCUUCAUCGCGCAGCUUCGAGCUGUUGAAAAUUCAAUGAUUUUAGGCGCAGUGUAAAAGAUUGAGUGCAAGCCAUUUAGCUCUUCGUCCACUUUUGCUGGUCUUUAAGUGAGCAGCAGCUGGAAUGCCUCGCUUUAUAAUGUUGAUCUUAUUGUAAGAAAUACUAAGCAUUAAUCCUAAAGGAUGGACUGCAAGUGUUGCAGCCCAAGCUGUCUCCCGAUAUUUCCGGGAACUUUGUACAGUUGUGAUCAGAAGUAUUAGUUCUAAUGAUAAUUUAUUGACUCGUGUUGAUAGUCCUCACCCUUCACCAUGUACAUAUUCCUGAAAUCCUUCCCCCAAUAUCUUCUCUAAGUCUUUGUGUUCCUGUGCUCUCUCAGAGUUGAAACUUUUGGCCCCUUGUAUAAUAUGAGCUAAACUCUUGCAGUUGGAGCACUUGUAGGACUACGGAUCAGUUCAGGCCUACCUUGGUCCAAACUUUUUACUUUUUUCUCAUCCUUUCCAACACAUUUUUGUGCUAUAUGCAAGAAAAUCGAGAAAAGACGAUCAUUUUGUAGCAUGAUUUCGAAGAGUGAACCUGUCACUCAGCGAAGCUCUUUCUCCAAUUAAUUUUUUUUUAUUUCACCAAAAUUUUUUUUCGUUUCACCCUAAAAUAUUUAUGGUCAUUCUGGAGACAAAAUUUUUCAACAUCACCCAAGUCAAGAUUUGUUGUUAUUCCUGUAUUACCAGGAUAUUGUGGGAUGCUCCUGAAUUUCAAAUGAGUUCAUUCUGCUUGUUUAUUUUGUUGUGAACGCCACUUGACUCUCACCAGUUUUUAAAUAACGAACUCCUGCUGUUUCAUAUCUUUGUUGAUGCCGUUCGUUUUUUUUUUU
This is a messenger RNA of Hyalella azteca, 5626 nucleotides long. Its product is annotated as single-stranded DNA-binding protein 3. Gene Ontology annotation, cellular component: nucleus. Gene Ontology annotation, molecular function: single-stranded DNA binding; protein binding. The transcript has 16 exons. The coding region runs from base 9 to 1367 and encodes 452 amino acids. The record is from RefSeq and is a predicted model, not a curated record. Gene Ontology annotation, biological process: positive regulation of transcription by RNA polymerase II. NCBI's taxonomy places the organism in Eukaryota, Metazoa, Arthropoda, Malacostraca, Amphipoda, Hyalellidae.